Rosa rugosa (rugosa rose) is the source of this 1518-nucleotide messenger RNA. RefSeq names its product protein FAR1-RELATED SEQUENCE 5-like. Bases 1 to 1518 code for a protein of 505 amino acids. The transcript has a single exon. The record is from RefSeq and is a predicted model, not a curated record. Lineage: Eukaryota; Viridiplantae; Streptophyta; Magnoliopsida; Rosales; Rosaceae. Gene Ontology annotation, biological process: regulation of DNA-templated transcription.
AUGGUUGGGAAGUCUUUCAAUACCCUGGAGGAAGCUGACAGUUUUUAUUACGAUUAUGCCCACACCAUUGGGUUUAGUGUUCGGAAGGAUGUAAUGCGAAGGUCGACUAAGACGGAUGUCAUCUCAGAAAGGCAAUGGUGUUGUUCUGGGAAGGGAAAGAGACGGAUGAUGGAGAACAUUAUCACCCUACCACCAAAGCACACUCACUCGAAGGAUGUAAUGCGAAGGUCGACUAAGACGGAUGUCAUCUCAGAGAGGCAAUGGUGUUGUUCUGGGAAGGGAAAGAGACGGAUGAUGGAGAACAUUGUCACCCUACCACCAAAUAGAUGGUGUCUGGCUCGUCUCCGCGUCGUGUACUGUCCCGUGAUGAUGAGAUACAGAGUUACGAGGUUCGAAGCAGAACACAAUCACAAAUUGAUACCAAACACAUAUUCUCAUUUGUUGCGGUCACGUCGUAAUUGUAUGCCUUCACAUGUGGCCCAUGUAAUGGCCCUUAGAAAGGUUUCGGUUCCAACAUGUCAUACUUACGAAUAUAUGAUGGACCAAGCAGGGGGUUACGUGAAUGUAGGAUUUAGGGCAAAGGAUCUGUACAAUAAGCUGGAUGCCACACGUAGGGAAAUUAUGUUUGAAGGCGACACUGAAGCCGCUCUUGCAUACUUGAAUGGCAAAUGUGAUGGGGAUCCAAGGUUCUUUUGCAGAUUUAGUGUUGACGAGGACAAUCGAUUGUGCAACCUUUUUUGGAGAGACUCCACAGCCUUGAUUGAUUAUGGUUGUUUUGGAGAUGUGUUAUUAUUUGAUAGCACAUACAACACAAAUUGUUAUGAGAAGCCGCUGGUUCUCUUUGUUGGAUGUAGCAACCACCUCAGCAGCGUGGUUUUUGGAUGUGCUUUAUUGAUGGACGAGACUAUUGAGUUGUAUACAUGGGUGUUAGAGACGUUUUUGUCAUCCAUGGAUGGAAAACAACCAAAAGCAGUCCUAACUGAUGGUGAUCAGGCAAUGCGAUCUGCAUUAGAGAGGGUCCUACCUGGAUGUCCUCACCGCUUAUGUUCUUGGCACAUAGGCAAGAACGUUACUGCUAACAUUAAAUGCCCGAAACUGUCGAAAGUGUUUCGGAGGUUGAUGUGGGAUCAAUUAACCCCUCAUCAGUUUGAGACAAGGUGGGCUAGCAUGAUAGAGGAACACUCUCCUACAAAUGCUGGUUGGUUUGCCACAAUGUACAAAAAGCUUGAAAGAUGGGCCGAAACUUAUUGCCGAGGCUACUUUUUUGCAAAAAUGAGGAGCACCCAAUGUUGUGAGGGCACGAAUUGGUAUGUGAAGGAUUACUUGAAGCGAGGAAUAAAAUUGGUAGAGUUGGUCCCAAUCAUUUACAGAGCACAUUGCAGGCUAAGAAACAGGUUGAAGGAGCUGGAUUAUGACUCUAUCAAUUCAACGCAUGUGCUAACGACGCAGCUGAGGGAGUUGGAGAAGCACGCUGCCAACACGUAUACAGAUAAUGUAUUCUAUCUUGUAUGGAAAUAG